AUGUCAAAAAAAAUCGUAAACAAUGGGGGUGUGAAAUUAUGUAAAAAAUAAUUAUUUAACGUUAACUUACACAAAACCACAAUUAUAAUAAUUAAAAUGACGUAGUUUAAUACAGGAACUCUCCGCAACUUUGUCACAAAAAAUUAAAUGAAGGCUGUAACUAUCGUUCUUGCUAUUUCGAUAUGUUUUGCCGCUGCCUUUGGAGAUUUUAUUGUUUUCAAAUCAAGAUACUCAGAUUCACAAGUAUUUACGGCUCUAGCGGAUAAUAGUGUUCAUGCGGCGUUGGGUUUCCUCUCAGCUCUUCAGUUUUUCAGCCUAGGCGUCAACAUAAGUACAGAAGCAUGUAUCUAUAACAUUAUUUUCUGCACUGCAGUGUCUUCAUUGAUCGAUGUAGAUCAUGUUAUUCUGGCGAAAUCUUUUUAUUUUAGGGAUCUAGUCAAUUUACGAGGGAGGGGUUUUCUUCACUGCACAACUUUAUGGCUCGCCUACACGCUACUAUUAUUGAUUUACAGCUGUAUGACAAGGAAACUGAACCUCUAUGUACUCUCGUUCAUGCUAAUCCUAGCGUUCUCCAGCCACCACAUGAGGGAUGGACACCAACGUGGGUUGUGGAUGUUCCCCUUCGGCCAUACUCCACCCAUCAAUAGAAAUGUUUAUAUCCUAGGCUCAGCUGUGAUGCCCGUUGUAUUUUAUUAUAUAUUUUAUUAUUUUAAUCCACACGUUAAAUAUAACACAGUUUAUAGUCAUGUUGUUUGAAUAAAUAUAGAUAUUUGUUAA
Aricia agestis (brown argus) is the source of this 777-nucleotide messenger RNA. Its product is annotated as transmembrane protein 267. NCBI's taxonomy places the organism in Eukaryota, Metazoa, Arthropoda, Insecta, Lepidoptera, Lycaenidae. Bases 148 to 756 code for a protein of 202 amino acids. The transcript has 2 exons. The record is from RefSeq and is a predicted model, not a curated record.